This is a messenger RNA of Pistacia vera, 2924 nucleotides long. RefSeq names its product pentatricopeptide repeat-containing protein At1g79490, mitochondrial. Gene Ontology annotation, molecular function: protein binding. Lineage: Eukaryota; Viridiplantae; Streptophyta; Magnoliopsida; Sapindales; Anacardiaceae. Bases 151 to 2694 code for a protein of 847 amino acids. The record is from RefSeq and is a predicted model, not a curated record. The transcript has a single exon.
UAGACUAAAAGAACUUAAUGAAACGCAAAAUCGCAGACCGCCAUUGUUAGGGUUUUAGCUGCUUCAAGAAGAGCAACAAACUGCAAAAAUCAGGUAACAAUUUGAUCCAUAGGUUAACCGUAAAAUUUAUUCAUUAUCCAUUCCAGUUCAAUGAUCUUCCAAAAAAACAAAUUGUGCCUUAGCACUCUCUAUUUUACACUCACUAAAAACCCUAAAUUUAGGUCCCCAUUUCACACUCUUAACUCACUAAGCCCUUAUUCCUUCACUAUUUUACUCGAUAAUGGCUGCAAUAGUUUCAGGUCCUAUGUCUCUCCAAUGGGUAUCAGCUUAAUUUCCUCAAUUUCUUCCCCGUCAAAAAUCCCUCUUUUGGUGACAGACCCGAAUUUAUUAAAAAAUCCCAACUUUAGUUCUAACUGUGUUAAAAAAAGAAUUUCUUUGAGAAGUUACUGUUCUGGGAAGAGUAGUGAUGGUGAUAAGUCUAGUGAGUGGACUGAGGAGAUAGAGUAUUUAGAUGAAUCAGGCAGUAUUAUAUAUAGUGGUAAAGGUAUAAGGUCUGUUGAGCCUGGGCUUGAUGACCAUGUAAUGGUUGGUGGGAUAAAGAAGCCAAUCUUGAAUGCCUCGGCCGUUGCAAAGAUUGUUGAAGUUGUGAACAGGUGGAAAUGGGGGCCAGAAUUGGAGACCCAAUUAGAUAAACUCCAAUUUGUGCCUAAAAUGGUUCAUAUAAUACAGGCAUUGAGAGUUAUCAAAGAUAGUGAUGCAUCACUGAGUUUGUUUAGAUGGGCUAAGAGGCAGUCUUGGUAUGUGCCAGAUGAUGACUGUUACAGUAUGUUGUUUGAUGGGAUGAAUCAGAGUAGAGAUUUUGAUGGGAUUCAAUCGUUUUUCAAUGAGAUGGUCCAGGAUUCGAGUAAAGGUGGGAUUUCCUCAUUUGGCGCAUAUAAUAGGGUUAUUCAGUAUCUGGCUAAAGCUGAGAAAUUGGAGGUGUCUUAUUGUUGUUUCAAGAAGGUUCAGGAUUCGGGGUGUAAGAUUGAUACACCAACGUAUAAUGUGCUUAUGACCUUGUUUCUGAAUAAGGGACUGCCAUACAAGGCAUUUGAGAUGUAUGAGAGCAUGGAGAAGGCCGAGUGUUCAUUGGAUGGUCCAACAUAUGAAUUGAUGAUACCAAGCUUGGCAAAAUCAGGCCGUCUUGAUGCAGCUUUUAAGCUCUUCCAAGAGAUGAAGGAAAGGAACUUUCGGCCAAGCUUUAACAUCUUUGCAUCGCUUGUUGAUUCGAUGGGGAAAGCUGGGAGGCUGGACACCUCAAUGAAAGUGUACAUGGAAAUGCAGGGCUAUGGGCUUAGGCCAUCUGCUCCUAUGUAUGUUUCUUUAAUUGAGUCAUACGCAAAAGCUGGGAAGUUAGAUGCUGCUCUUAGGCUUUGGGACGAGAUGAAGAAAGCAAGAUUUCGGCCCAAUUUUGGGUUGUACACUAUGAUUAUUGAGUCCCAUGCAAAAGCAGGGAAGCUUGAUAUUGCAAUGUCCAUCUUCAAUGAUAUGGAGAAGGCAGGAUUUCUACCCACUCCAUCUACCUAUUCAUGUCUCUUGGAAAUGCAUGCUGGCUCUGGACAAGUAGAUUCUGCCAUGAAGCUGUACAACUCAAUGACCAAUGCCGGAUUGAGACCAGGCCUAAGUACUUAUACUGCCCUGUUGACACUUCUGGCUAAUAAGAAGCUUGUGGAUGUGGCUGCCAAGAUUUUACUUGAAAUGAAGGCCAUGGGAUUCUCUGUUGAUGUGAGCGCAAGUGACGUUUUAAUGGUAUAUAUCAAGGAUGGUUCUAUUGAUUUAGCUUUGAGGUGGCUACGUUUUAUGGGUUCGUCAGGAAUUAGAACAAAUAACUUCAUAAUUAGACAGUUGUUUGAGUCAUGUAUGAAGAAUGGUUUGUAUGAGUCAGCCAAGCCUCUUCUCGAGACCUAUGUCCAUUCUUCUGCUAAAGUGGAUCUCGUACUUUAUACUACAAUUCUUGCUCAUCUUGUUCGUUGCCAGGAGGAGCAGAAUGAAAGGCAUUUGAUGUCGAUCCUUAGUGCCACGAAACAUAAAGCACAUGCUUUUAUGUGUGGACUAUUCACUGGGCCAGAGCAGAGAAAGCAACCAGUGUUAUCCUUUGUCAGAGAAUUCUUUCAGGGUCUUGAUUACGAGUUGGAAGAGGGUGCUGCAAGGUACUUUGUUAAUGUGCUCCUCAAUUACCUGGUUCUUAUGGGGCAAAUAAAUCGAGCUAGAUGUGUCUGGAAAGUUGCCUAUGAGAACAAGCUUUUUCCCAAGGCAAUAGUUUUUGAUCAACAUAUAGCUUGGUCCCUUGAUGUCAGGAAUCUAUCAGUGGGAGCAGCUCUCAUAGCUGUUGUGCACACCCUUCAUAGGUUCAGAAAACGCAUGUUGUAUUAUGGUGUUGUACCCAGACGCAUCAAAUUAGUUACCGGACCUACUCUGAAAAUUGUGGUUGCCCAAAUGUUGAGCUCAGUAGAAUCCCCAUUUGAGGUUAGUAAGGUUGUUUUGAGAGCUCCAGGGGACUCUGUCAUGGAGUGGUUUAAGAAGCCUAUCGUCCAACAAUUUCUUCUAAAUGAGAUUCCAUCAAGAGCUGAUAUCCUUAUGCACAAGCUGAACAUACUUUUUCCAAGUUCUGCACCUGAAAUCAGAUCGUUAGCCCCUCCUAAGCCGCUAAUUUAAGGGGAAAACAAGGCAAUUAUUGUUGACAUCUGAGACUCAGAGCAAUUACUGGCGAUGUAUUUUUAAGAUGGAAUUGUAAGUUCUCUGCUGAGUGGUGUUGCCUGUUUUUAAUACCAAUUUUCCUUUCAAAUCUUAAAAGAAGUGUAAUAUGCAAUAUGAAGAGAUGUGCCGUGUAAUUUUUAUCAAUAAAAAAUUCUUAUUAUAAAGGAUCAGUUUAUAUGUCAUAGAAU